Messenger RNA from Cladocopium goreaui, 543 nucleotides. NCBI's taxonomy places the organism in Eukaryota, Dinophyceae, Suessiales, Symbiodiniaceae. The record is from the annotation of a GenBank genome assembly.
AUGACUGCUACGACCGGAUGGGUGAAGAUAGCGACAGAGGCUUUGCACUGCGAAUGGCCCACCUUCGAAGCUGUCCGUGCCUUCUCAGUCUUCCAGCUCAAGCCCCGGUUGGCCCCAGCUGAAAUCCGGAAGGACUUGAAAAGGAUUUGCACAAUCUUUGAUGAGAAGGAUUCCCUCCAGAACCUCAUCCAGAACUUCAUCGAAUGCGAGCACACGGCUUCGAAGAAACGAACUCCGAUUGUGGACACAGAGCCCUUGGCUGACUUGAAGGCAUGGUUGGAAACUUUGCGGACACGACAGGGACGCAUUUGCACUGACCUGCAGAAAACAGUUGCAAGAGCUUGGUGCUUGGCGAUGACAACAACCAGUCCUUGGGAGCGCGACUUCUCGCAUCUGCUGCUGGCAUUCCAAAAGCGGGCUGCAAGCCCCCUCUUGAAGGAGAUCCAGUUGAGAAUCCAUUCCAUGCUGCAAAGUGAGCCAGGCUUGAAGGACGAGGUGAUUCGACGAGCACGUGAAAUUUGGAGCCAUGGUUUUUUUGCCUGA